GAAAACACAACAAAUCAGGCUAGCGUCGGCCAUCAGCCGCGACCCUCGGCCUAGUUUGCGUCCGGCCUGUGCGCGGGGUUUGGGGAGGAUCAUGGCGGUGUGGAGCGACGCCAUGGAGGAACAGUUUGUGAUUAUGGUGCAGGAGAGGCCCGCGCUGUACGAUAGCACCAACAGAAACUACAACAACCGCAGCGUGAAGGCGCAGCUGUGGGGAGACAUCGAGCUCAAACUGCACACGACAGAGAGGGAGAUGAAAAGGAGGUGGGAGUCCCUGCGCACACAGUAUGUCCGAUACCAGAAACUGCCCCCCACAGGCAGAACGGCCCGACAGCACUGGAUCCUCAGCAAGCUGCACUUUCUGGAGCCCCACACCAAGACCAAGGAGAGUCUGUCCACCUACUUAGACAAGGAGUCGUUUGCUGGAGACUUUGACUGCCAGUCGGAGGCCCAGAGCGAUGCCCCAUGGACCAGCACGCUCCUGGAGGUGUGUGCCCAGAGCCCCACGCCAGAGACCGCACCCCUGGACUCCCCGGGUCUGCCCAUGCCCGAGUCCACCCAUCAAUCCACUCAUACCUCCGAGCCCCCUCCGCCCAUGCCCAGCGAGAGCAGAGGGCCCCGGGCUAAACGCUUCAAGAAGGAGGAGCACAUCAGCGAAACGACCGCCAACCUCAUCGCAGUGAUCAACAGGACUCUGGAGCAGCUGUCCCAAGAGAAAGAGGAGAGGGGGGAAAGGGGGGAGAGGAGGGAGAGGGAGGACGGUAUCUCCAUCUAUCUGAAGUACUUUGAACACAGACUGCGCACUCUCCCCCCACACCACCUGCCCCGAUUGCAGAGGGACAUCGAAAACAUCCUCUACACAUAUUCAGUGGAGGAAAACAAGAUAGAUUUGUAAUACUUUAUUUUUUUAAAUUUGUUUCCCAAUUUACUUGGUUAACUUUUGAAUAUGUUAUAGGCUACUUUUCAGAGUAUCUCAUUGCUAAUCAUGCAGCCCUCGUGUAACAGCACUCUUACUUGAGUAAAAGUUUUGGUUCCCCUUCCUACUGUGAAUAAGUCUACAAGUGACAAAAGUUUUAUGUUGACAAAAUCAACCCAUGUAAACACUUGUUUCUAAAAAUUAAAAAUAAGCUCUAAGCGUCCAAACAUACUCUUAUAAUUACUCUUACUUGAGUAGUAGUUUUCCCCAUUUCCACAGUUUUACUCAUACCUGGACCACUACUUUGUACUUCUACUUGAGUAAUAUUAUUUUGAAGUAACAGUGCUCUGACAGGACAAUUUUGGAUACUCCCAAAAGGUGUACCAUUUUGACCCGUGUCUGAACCAUUGUUUCUGAAGACGACUCAGUUUGACAUUUUGAAAUUGUGUGAUUACUGUAAUAGGAGGAUUUGAGCCUACUUUGUCUUUGUAAUGCAUCUUUAUAACUGUGCCUUCACUUAAAUGAGUAAACAUUAGGCUGUGUAAUCUACUUGAGCUCUUCAAUAGAAAGUCUAUGAGUAAUUCAAUCUUUCUAGACUUAAUUUAUUUGCCCUCCUUUAAUCGGAGUCUUUUCCUAUGUCUGUGUGGGAAAAGUGAUUUGUAAUGUUACGACAAAAAUGUUUAUUUUCAAGUGUAGUAAUACAUUUUAGUGCGGAGGACUCAAAUACUUAAUGACAUUAGCUGUAUCAUAAUGGAAUUAUGAUGUUUUUAUUAAAAUUAACUUUUUUAAACUG
Messenger RNA from Periophthalmus magnuspinnatus, 1706 nucleotides. Its product is annotated as transcription factor Adf-1-like. NCBI's taxonomy places the organism in Eukaryota, Metazoa, Chordata, Actinopteri, Gobiiformes, Gobiidae. The coding region runs from base 92 to 892 and encodes 266 amino acids. The record is from RefSeq and is a predicted model, not a curated record. Gene Ontology annotation, biological process: regulation of transcription by RNA polymerase II. Gene Ontology annotation, cellular component: nucleus; transcription regulator complex. The transcript has 3 exons.